Messenger RNA from Aspergillus puulaauensis, 2613 nucleotides. Its product is annotated as condensin subunit BRN1. Gene Ontology annotation, biological process: mitotic chromosome condensation. Bases 1 to 2613 code for a protein of 870 amino acids. Gene Ontology annotation, molecular function: chromatin binding. Lineage: Eukaryota; Fungi; Ascomycota; Eurotiomycetes; Eurotiales; Aspergillaceae. The transcript has 3 exons. Gene Ontology annotation, cellular component: condensin complex. The record is from RefSeq and is a predicted model, not a curated record.
AUGCCCCGCGUCUCAAAACAUCGCCGUUCUAAUGGCGCUGCUACACCCCAGAAGAACUCGCCUCUGAAGAUCCCGUUGAACGAUGAUAUCGGGGAGAAGGCGGCCCGUAUCGGGGCCCGCCAGGCCCUACAUGACCGCCAGAUGGAUCAAAUUAAGGCCGCCGUGAAGACGCCCAUGCCGCCGCGCAGAUAUACAACCUAUGACCGAUCGAGCAUGAGUCCCGGCACACCCCAAGGCUCUGGUCACCGUAGUCGUGACAGCGAUGCUCACGGACGCCGAGGAGUUACCCCGAUGAAGCGUGUGCCAAUUUUGGCAAACUUUGAAGAGUGGAUGAAAAUGGCAACUGACAACAAAAUUAAUGCGACGAACUCGUGGAACUUCGCAUUGAUUGACUAUUUCCACGACAUGUCUCUCUUGAAGGAAGGGGACAGUGUGAACUUUCAGAAAGCUAGUUGCACAUUGGAUGGCUGCGUGAAGAUUUACACAAGUAGAGUUGACAGUGUAGCCACAGAAACUGGGAAACUUCUGAGUGGUUUGGCCGACAGUAGGGACAAGAAAGCACGCGAGGCUGAGGCCGAAGGGGAAGGGGCCGAAGACGAUGAAGACGGCGAAGAGGGCACUAGUAGAAAGUCUCGGAAAAAGCGUGGGCAUGAGGCAACACUCGCUCCGUCGUUUGCUUCACUACAGUUGAAAAAGUUCGAGUUGGAGUUCUCGGUUGACCCGCUGUUCAAGAAGGCAUCUGCGGAUUUUGACGAAGGCGGUGCUAAAGGCCUACUUCUCAACCACCUGGCAAUUGAUGGGCAUGGCCGUAUCGUAUUCGAUAGUAGUGAUGACGCCGUGGAGACUUCCAAGGAUACGGACGACACAAGAGCAGAGUCAGAGUUUCCCGAAGAUUCCGAACCCACGCCGCAACCACAAUCCACGGAACAGCCUCGCGAUGAUUCAUUCGAUGCGGGAGUGGAGAUAGAUAUUGCUCCCCUGGCCGGCAAAUUCUUCCCGGACCUCGAGCGACUUGAAGCGCAAGAUAUCUGCCCUUCCUUGAAAAAUUUCGACCUUGGUGACCCUACUGGCUCAUUAGAUAUCCCUCUCUUAAAGGCGCCCGAAGAAUGGCGACAUGACAAAGGAAACGAGGAGGGACACCCGUCAAAUGAAGCCUCUGGUAUUAUGCUAGAUGAUGAUAAUGCUGUCGGAUUUGAUGAUGAUGAUGCAAGCUUGGCUGGCUUCGAUCUCAGUGAUGAUGCUGGAUUUGGAGGAGGAGGAGAAGCAUGGGCUCGUGAAGCCGCCCUAGAGCCCAUGCUCAAGGUGCACCGCGUUGAUCUAGAAGGCGAGGAGCCUCGGGAUGGAGAAGAUCUCGACAACGAUGAUGCUUAUGCUAUAUCACUCAAUCAUCAGCCAGGCAGCCGGGACCACGAAAAUAUCCUCAGCUAUUUUGAUAACGCAUUGCAAAAGAAUUGGGCGGGACCCGAGCAUUGGAAGAUUCGACGAAUCAAGGAGAAUGCUGCUACGAAUGUCGCGAGUGCGGCGCCAAAACAACGAAAGGAAAAGGAACCUUUUGAGAUUGACUUUUCUGCACCCCUUGACCCGGCUGUGGCCGAAUUGAUCUACACUCCAGCAAGCUCCAACUCCACGAUAUCGCUCCCAAAGACACAAUGGAAAACAAAGGGCCGCAACCUACUUCCCGAUGAUAAACACUUCAACUCGCGGCAACUACUCCGUCUCUUCCUGAAGCCAAAAGCACGGAUGGGGUCGAGAAAGUUGACAGGGCCACGAAGCUUUAAUCAACGACGCCAGGAACAAACCUCCGGUAAUGGCGACAUGGAUGAGGCAUUCUGGGCCAACCACAAAACAGAGGAUACUGGUGAUGACGAGGCAGCCCCUGGGGCUUAUGAUGCCAACUUCUUCGCCGAUGAUGAUGGCCUUGCCUUCCCGAAUGGCCUAGGUAUGGGCGAUGAUGACGAUGACAACCUCCCAUUCGCGGAUGCCAGGGAGAUGUUGUCCCCUCCGCCCGGUGGGACUCUGGGCACAUCCGCCGAAGAAAAUGGCGGGGCCACAGGUAUUACAGCCUUACUGAAUAUGGUUGGCGCUACUCCUGGUGGUGGCUUCGGAUCGCAAUUAGUUACGCAGGGCGCUCGGAGAGCACGACCUGAUUAUGUUGCCUACGCGCGAGUCGCCAAGAAGGUUGAUGUUCGUCGACUCAAAACAGAGAUGUGGAAAGGUAUGGGUGAGAGACUAAUAUCCGCAAUGGACUCCGAUACUCAACCCGGCGAUGUGACCAACCCGCCGGAAGAACACCAUGGAACCGAUGACGAUGGCCCUCCAACCCCGACCCCGAUGCAUAAACGCCCAAGGCUGUCAUCGGACUUGGAAGAUCCCAAGAACAAUGGGCACUUACGUUUCACUCAAGUAAUGAACUCUCUCAAGUCUGUCUAUGCUCCCGAGACGCUGCGCGAUAUUAGUACAUCAUUUGGCUUCAUUUGCCUACUUCAUCUAGCCAACGAGCAAGGGCUCAUGCUGCAAAAUGACGAUGAGACGAGUGGUCUUGGGCUAGGCAAUUUAGAGGAGAUCUUCGUCACGAAGGAUGUAAAUGCUAUUCUCGACGAAGCGGCGGCCUGA